GUUUGGGCGCUCGCGAUCACCGGAAAGAUUUCAUCUUCGGCUGAGUGCGUUUUUCUCGUGCGCACGUCGUCCCGUUCGGGUGUGUAAAUGUUUGGCUCCGUGCGCAGACUGGCUGCGGACACUCGGUUAUGUGGUCCUUUAAUUUAACCAUGGACGCGGACCAGGCGUGGACGCUGCUGCUGUGGACCUCCGUGGCCGUGCUUGCGCCCGUCCUUAUCACGCUGUGGUGCAGCGCGCAACGCGCCAAACGCAGAACCUACAUGAAGGACUUCUUCCGCCAGAGCAGACACGGCUGGCGGUGCACGGAUCUCUUCAACAAGCCCACCUACUGCUGCGUGUGUUCCCAGCACAUCCUGCAGGGGGCGUUCUGCGACUGCUGCGGCGUGUGCGCCGACGAGCCGUGCCUGCGCCGAGCCGAGCGCGACCUGCCGUGCAAAGAGAUCAUAGCCCAGGCGCGACCCGACGGCACCGCCGAGCACCGCUGGGUCCGCGGGAACGUCCCGCUGGCCAGUUACUGUGCGGCGUGCAAACAGCAGUGCGGGACGCAGCCCAAACUCUGCGACCUCAGGUGUGUGUGGUGUCAAACCACAGUGCACGACGACUGCAUGAGCAGCAUUCCGCACGCUGACCACUGUGACCUGGGCGAGUUCCGCAGCCUGAUCAUCCCGCCUCACUACCUCUUCCACGUCAACAAGCUCCGCCGCCGACAGCCCGAUGAGUACAGCAAGCUGGCGUCUUCCUGCGGCAGCGGCUGGACUCCGGUUUUGAUCUUGGCGAACACGCGCAGCGGCAACAACAUGGGUGAAGUUCUGCUGGGAGAGUUUCGGACCCUGCUGAACCCUGUGCAGGUGUUUGACCUGUCACAGCUGGCGCCAUCCAAGGCGCUCCAGCUGUGCACGCUGUUGCCCCCCGGCAGCGUCCGGGUGGUCGUCUGUGGCGGGGAUGGCACGGUGGGCUGGGUGCUGGAUGCCGUUGACACCAUGAAGCUCAAGGGUCAGGACCAGUUUGUUCCGAGGGUCACCAUCCUGCCCCUGGGGACAGGAAAUGACCUUUCGAACACUUUGGGUUGGGGUGCUGGCUAUGCUGGAGAGAUUCCUGUGGAGCAGGUUCUCCGGAACAUCCUCGAUGCAGAGGUGGUCAAAAUGGACAGAUGGAAAGUGCAGGUCGCAUCAAAAGGUGCCUACUUUCGUAAGCCAAAGGUUCUGACCAUGAACAACUACUUCUCUGUGGGACCUGACGCUCUGAUGGCGCUCAACUUCCACACACACCGUGAGAAAACGCCCUCCUUCUUCUCCAGCCGCAUCAUCAACAAGGCUGUGUAUUUCCUGUAUGGCACCAAAGACUGUUUAGUGCAGGAGUGCAAGGAUCUGAAUAAGAGGAUUGAGCUGGAGCUGGAUGGGGAGCAGGUGGCGCUGCCUAGUCUGGAGGGCAUCAUAGUCUCUAACAUUGGCUACUGGGGCGGCGGCUGCAGACUGUGGGAGGGUAUGGGGAAUGAACCCUGCCCCCCGACGAGGGUGGAUGACGGUCUGCUGGAGGUUGUCGGUGUGUUUGGUUCCUUCCACUGUGCUCAGAUCCAGGUCAAGCUGGCGAACCCGCUACGGCUGGGUCAGGCACACACUGUCAGGCUGGUUCUGAAGAGCUCCACGAUGCCGAUGCAGGUGGACGGGGAGCCAUGGGCGCAGGGCCCCUGCACCAUCACCAUCACCCACAAGACGCAGGCGCUCAUGUUGUAUCACAGCGCCGAGCACACAGACGACGACGAAUCCAGCGCCUCUGACGCAGAAAGCCCCACCCCCCAUGACUCGCCAAGACCCCCGGCGCAGACCUCCACAGACAUCUGACCUUCAGAUCGUUUCCUCUUUGCGUCUGUUCUUCUGUUGUGAGACAGUUAAUCCACAUUUCAGCCCGUGUCGAUGAACAUGGAUGUUGUUUUCCUACGUAAAUGUCUCCCAUCUUUACAGGUGAGCGUCUCAAGGUCAACUGGAGGUUAGCUACCCCCCGUGAAAUUACCCAGUUCUCCCUCCACAGGCGGGACAGUUAGCAGGUGAAUAUUUCAGAGUACAUUUGCGGUUUAUUUGCACUGAUCGUUGGUGCCGUACUUGACACACACACACAAUUAACAGUAUUUAGAA
Thalassophryne amazonica is the source of this 2132-nucleotide messenger RNA. RefSeq names its product diacylglycerol kinase, epsilon (gene dgke). Bases 129 to 1841 code for a protein of 570 amino acids. The record is from RefSeq and is a predicted model, not a curated record. The transcript has 11 exons. Gene Ontology annotation, molecular function: ATP-dependent diacylglycerol kinase activity. NCBI's taxonomy places the organism in Eukaryota, Metazoa, Chordata, Actinopteri, Batrachoidiformes, Batrachoididae.